AUGCGCGGCGGCGGCGGCGGCUCUUACGCGCGGUGCCUGUGGGGGCAUCCAGUGACGCGCAUGGGGCCUCGCGAUGGACGGAGACAGCCCCAACAAGCCCAGGGAUGGGCAGGGAUGCCACUGCUGCCUCCGUCUUUGCAAUCCUGGGAAGCUGACGCAGCUGAUACAUCAAAGCAAAUCAGGACGCCUCAUGUACAUGAGGUGAUUAUGCAUGUUGCUGAGCGCAAUAGCUUUAUGGAGGAAGUGAAACUGGAAAGGGAAAGACAGCAGAAGGUUAUUUGUGUUCAGAUCUGA
Molecule: messenger RNA, 294 nt
Organism: Miscanthus lutarioriparius
Lineage: Eukaryota; Viridiplantae; Streptophyta; Magnoliopsida; Poales; Poaceae
Source: the annotation of a GenBank genome assembly